AGUUUUCUGGGAAGUGUAGUUUCUUGGUCCUUACAAGUAGCGGGUGUCCCUUGGUUCCGAGGUGUAUCGGUCAACAGAGGACGACUGUGUGUGCUAAGGACACUUCGCCCGUGGUCCUAGCUGGCAGGCUCUGGGUCGACAUCCCCAGGUAGUUUAGUUUCUUACGAAGCCAAGACCGGUUUGCCCGCGGCGCGCCAAGAUCCCGCUGCCGCAGAGACUCUUGGGAAGUGUGGUCUUCCGGUGUCGGCGGUUCGUGGCACCCGGGAUUUUUGUCCGGCACGCGGAGGAUUCUGGGAAAUGUGGCUCGGUCGUGGACGCCAUACAAGGUACGCCCCGCGGUAGCCUCAAGUUUGGCGGCGGCUUCCAGACUCAGGAACGAUUCUGAGCAGUGUUGUUCCCGGAGGUCGACGGCCGUUGACUGCUCACCAGCGACGCUGCGAUUCAGGUCCGCAGAGGUGCGGGUUCGGGGCGCCUGCGGGGACGGUGAGGCCCCGCUGAGGACUCCGGCAAGUGUGGGUCCCGGGGGCGGCGGCGGGGCUCGGGUCCUGGGUCGGCCCGCGGUGUGACCCCGGCUGGGGUCUUGGCUUUUCCUGGCCUUCGUGUCCUGCUGUGUAAACACGGGGUGAUGACGGCCCCGACCUCUUGGCGCGGUUGUGAGAGCGAAGUGAGCGCGAGAGCAGACGCCAGCCACAGUUGUUUUGGGUUAUGUAGCCAUGAAGCCGGCGCUUUGCAGUUGUGUAACCUUGAACAAAUGGGUUCGGUAUCUUGGAAUUUCGGUUUUGUCAUCGUUUAAAGAAGAAAUUUGGAAUAAUGUGAAUGCCCAUCGCGCAUAGUGGUGAAGAUUGAACGAACUGAUAAAGUUAUUGCUGUUGUUUUAUGAGGCUUUUAUGUACAGAAUAAUUGAUUUUCCUCGCAAGUGGCACCUGGUAAAUUGUUACACCUUGCGGAGAAACACCUGUUUGUUCCCAGGGAGAGAUUAGCGCCCCGGAGAGUGAUUACCAAGGUGCUUUUCCAUUACGGGGUGUCACAGGUGCUGCAAGAUAAAAGCGUGAUUUUUCCUAACUGCUUUUUCCUGCCCUUCUGUGCCUUCAAGACACUGCCCAUUUCUAAGAUAAGAGCCUGGAAAGACGACUCUGCUGGCUGUUGGAAAUUGCAGAGCAAUGUCUCAAGUGACAUUUAGUGAUGUGGCUAUAGACUUCUCUCAUGAAGAGUGGGAAUGGCUAGAUUCUGCUCAGAGGGACUUAUACAAAGAUGUGAUGGUCCAGAAUUAUGAGAACCUGGCCUCUCUAGGUCUUUCCAUAACUAAGCCACAUGUGAUCACGCUAUUGGAGGAUGGAAAAGAGCCCUGGAUGGUGGAGGAAAAACUGUCCAAAGGUGUGACUCCAGAUUGGGAAUCAAGAUUGGGAAACAAGGAAUUAUCAUCAAAGAAAGAUGUUUAUGAGGAAGAUUCACUUCAGACAAUAAUAGAAAAAGUUGUAAAGCAAAGUUACGAAUUUUCAAAUUUUAGUAAGAACUUGGAAUACAUAGAGAAGCAGGAAGGGAAGCAUGGACGUCAGGUGGAGCAUUAUUUCAGACCAACUCUCACCUCUAGAGAAAGCUCCACUGGGGACAGUUGCACAUACAACACAUUGAGAAGCACCUUUCAUUCAAAGUCUACUCUUUCCGAACCACAAAAAAUUUCUGCUGAAGGGAAUUCACACAAAUAUAUAUUAAAGAAGAAUUUACCCAAAAAGUCAAUUAUAAAAAAUGGAAAGAAAUUUUUGAAUUCUAAUGAAAGUGGAGCAGCCUUUAACCAGAGCAGAUCUCUUACCCUUCCCCAGACUUGUGAUAGAGAGAAAAUCUAUAUCUGUAGCGAAUGUGGGAAAGCCUUUGGCAAACAGUCAGUCCUCAAUCGACACUGGAGAAUUCAUACAGGAGAGAAGCCCUAUGAAUGUCGUGAAUGUGGGAAGACUUAUAGCCAUGGCUCAUCCCUUACACGACAUCAGAUAAGCCAUAGUGGAGAGAAACCAUAUGAAUGUAUGAACUGUGGAAAGUCUUUUAGUCAUGUAUCUCAUCUCAUUGAACAUCUAAGAAUUCAUACCCAAGAAAAACGCUAUGAGUGUCGUAUAUGUGGAAAGGCUUUCAUUCAUAGGUCAUCUCUCCUUCACCAUCAGAAAAGCCAUACUGGAGAGAAACCCUAUGAAUGUAGUGAAUGUGGGAAAGCUUUCUGCUGUAGCUCACACCUUACUCAACAUCAAAAAAUUCACACUAUGAAGAAAAAAUAUGAAUGCAACAAAUGUCUGAAAGUCUUUAGUAGGCCCUCGUUUCUUGUUCAGCACCAGAGUAUUCAUACUGAUUUUGAAUGUCAGAAAUGCAGGAAAUCCUUUAACCAGCUUGAAUCACUGAACAUACAUUUGAGAAAUCACAUUAGAUUGAAACCUUAUGAAUGCAGUAUAUGUGGGAAAGCCUUCAGUCACAGGUCAUCCCUGCUUCAACAUCAGAGAAUUCAUACUGGAGAGAAACCUUACAAAUGUAUUAAGUGUGGGAAAACCUUUAGCUGCAGUUCAAACCUUACUGUCCAUCAGAGAAUUCAUACUGGAGAAAAGCCAUAUAAAUGUAGUGAGUGUGGGAAAGCUUUUAGCAAAGGCUCAAAUCUUACCGCCCAUCAAAGAAUACAUAAUGGAGAGAAACCCAGUAGUGUGGUAAGUGUGGAAAAGCCUCUAGGCCACAUGAAUCACUAUACGCGUGAGAAAUCUUACAGAAGAGAGGCUAUAUGUAGCAGUAUUUAUGAUAAACCUCAUUCGUAGAUUCUCAUUUAACAUCAGAAAUAUUUAUACUGGAGAAAUCUUACGAAUGUAGUGAAUAUGGGAAGACAGUUAUGCAGAUCAUUUUGUUUAUCAGAGUUUAUACUGUAGGGAAAUCAUAUGAAGACCAUAAAUGUGGGAAAGCGUUUGUCAGUAUUAAUCCUUAAUUGACAUAAGCAUACUCACACUAGGAGAAAACCAUGUACAUGUAGCAAAUAUGGGAAAGACUAGGCAACAGGAAUCUCUACAGACUCCUACAGGAGAGAAGCUGUGUGAAUGCAGAAAAUUUAGAAAUUGAGGGAAGUCUUCAGUUUCAAGAGCAUCCCUUAUUUUACAAAACACUCAAGCUGUAGAGAAAUCUCAUUUAAGAGAUGUAGCAAAGCGUUCACUAAGUGUUUAUCUUGCUAGACAUCAGAAGAUUAAUGAUAGAACAAUCUGAAGGAUUUAGAAAUUAUAUGUAAAUCUUUGCAGUGACACCAUUUGUAAACAGGAUUCUGCAGUAGAACAAAUAAAGAUAGUAUAAUAAUAAUUAUUAUUAUUAUUAUUUGAGACAGAGUUUCGCUCAUUACCCAGGCUGGAGUGCAAUGGCGUGAUCUCAGCUCACCACAACCUCUGCCUCCUGGGUUCAAGCAAUUCUUCUGUCUCAGCCUCCCAAGUAGCUGAGAUUACAGGCACGCGCCACCAUGCCCAGCUAAUUUUUUGUAUUUUUAGUAGAGACGGGGUUUCACCUUGUUGACCAGGAUGGUCUCGAUCUCUUGACCUCGUGAUCCGCCUGCCUCAGCCUCCCAAAGUUCUGGGAUUAUAGGCAUGAGCCACCGUGCCCAGCCAUUUUUUGUAUUUUUAUAGAGACAGGGUUUCACCACGUUGACCAGGAUGGUCUCAAUCUCUUGACCUCGUGAUCCACCCGCCUCGGCCUCCCACAGUGCUGGGAUUACAGGCGUGAGCCACCGGGCCCAGCGAAGGUAGUGUAAUUAGUGUGCAUUUCUUAGAGCAGCAGCUUGCAGCUUUGUUGAGUUUUACUUAGAGAUUCUUUUUAGCUAGUGGCCAUUUUAAGACAUUUAGUCACCCAGAGGAGCCAGUAAGUGUUAUAAUGUUAAACAUUAAAGCUGCAGGCUGGGCGUGGUGGCUCACACCUGUAAUCCCAGCACUGUGGGAGGCGGAGGCAGGCGGAUCAUGAGGUCAAAAGAUUGAGACCACCCUGGCCAACAUGUUGAAACCCCGUCUCUACUAAAAAAUACAAAAAUUAGCUGGCGUGGUAGCCUGUGCCUGUAGUCCCAGCUACUUGGGAGGCCGAGGCAGGAGCAUUGCUUGAACCUGGGAGGCAGAGGUUGCAGUGAACUGAGAUCAUGCCACUGCACUCCAGUCUGGUGACAGAGUAAGACUUUGUCUCAGGAAAAAAAAAAAAUCAAAAAAUUAGCCAGGCCUGGUGGCUCGCACCUGUAGUACAAACUUCUCAGGUGGCUGAGGCAGGAGGAUUGCUUGAGCUGAGGAGGUUGAGGCUGCAGUGAACCGAGAUCAUGCCACUGCAGUCCAGCCGGGGCGGCAGAGAGAGACUCUGUCUCGAAAAAAAAGAAUAUACAAAGAACUCCUACAAAUCAACCAGAGAUGGAAAAAAGAAAGAACAUACAGUAAUAAACGGGAAGAAAGACUUCUCACACUUCACUCAGUGACCAGUAGACAUAUGAAGAGGCCUCAACCUCAUUACACCAGAAAAUGCAAAUGGAAACCACAGUGAGAUGCCCCUGACACCACCUACAGAUGGUUCACACGACUCGGACAGUACCAGCUGGUGGCGAUGUAGAGCAGCAGGAAAUACUACAGUGUGGCUGGGGAUGUGCACUGCACAACUGCUUUAAAGGUUUCCUGUUUCCUCGGACAGCCAAGAAUAUGAAUGCUGUAUCACCUAAAAUUCCACACACAGGCACAAACCUGUUCAAUAACAAAUGUUCAUUUAA
This is a messenger RNA of Callithrix jacchus (white-tufted-ear marmoset), 4738 nucleotides long. Lineage: Eukaryota; Metazoa; Chordata; Mammalia; Primates; Cebidae. The record is from RefSeq and is a predicted model, not a curated record.